UUGACCCUCCCACCGGACAUGACGUUUCACAUACGUCCCCUGUUUCCUCGCCGCUGAUUGGACGAGCAGCGGCUGGAAGUGCUGAACGUGGCGGGAGCCCAAAAUGAAUCAGAGACGUUUCGUUCAACGCUGCAGAAAAACAAGAAAACCGGACUGGAGAUGGUAGAAACCGCAAAAGCAAAGCGGAAGAGGUCAAAGACAGCUGUGAAAGAAGAAGAAACCACGAAUGCCUCCUCGCCGUCCACAUAUCACACCUUCCAUGACACUGCUGAUGUUGCGCUGCUGCGAUCUCAGCUCCUCAGCUGGUACGACAAGGAGCAGAGGGAGCUGCCAUGGAGGACUCUGGCUGUCACAGAAUCAGACCUCAACAUCAGGACAUAUGCAGUGUGGGUUUCAGAAAUCAUGCUGCAACAGACCCAGGUUGCCACAGUAAUCAGCUACUACAACAAAUGGAUAAAGCGGUGGCCCACAGUGCAGGAUCUUGCAGCUGCUACACUCGAGGAAGUGAACCAGAUGUGGGCGGGCCUUGGUUACUAUUCUCGAGGAAAAAGGCUGCAUGAAGGAGCUCAGAAGGUGGUGUCAGAGCUUAACGGACAGAUGCCUCGUACAGUUGACAGCCUGCUGAAACAGCUGCCCGGGGUGGGACGCUACACUGCUGCAGCUAUAGGCUCUAUUGCACUGGGCCAGGUUACUGGAGCCGUGGACGGUAAUCUGAUUCGUGUGUUGUGUCGCCUGAGAGCCAUUGGAGCUGACAGCACAAGUCCUGCAGUAACAGAGGCACUUUGGAGUCUAGCCAAUAUACUGGUGGACCCUGAGAGACCUGGGGACUUCAACCAAGCCAUGAUGGAGCUGGGAGCACGAGUCUGCACCCCUAAAGCACCACUGUGCAGCCAAUGUCCCGUACAGUCUCACUGCCACUCAUACCGCAAGGUUCAUGUCAAACAGGAAAAAAACUCCAGGAAGCUUUUGGGGAAGUUGGACAGGAAGCCAUUGAGCCUGCCUGAUAUAGAAGACUGUAUGAACAGCGGGACGUGCCCACUGUGUCCGUCGGAGCCUUGGGACGAUGAGUUGGGGGUUCAGAACUUCCCCAGAAAGCCCGCGAAGAAGCCUCCUCGAGUGGAGCGAACCCUGACCUGUGUGGUGAUCAGACCUGGAGAGGAGGAAGAGGAUGAGUACCUGCUCACACAGAGACCAAACAAAGGUUUGCUGGCAGGCUUGUGGGAGUUUCCGAGUCUCCUGCAGGAGGAGAAGACUUCUGACGUGAAACAGAAGCAGGCGCUGUGUUCUGAGAUCAGCAGGAUAUCAGGAACCCGUCUGACAGACAGCCUCCUUCAGUAUGUGGGAGAGGUGGUUCACAUCUUCUCCCACAUCCACCAGACGUAUGUGGUUCACAGUGUGCGGUUGAAGGACAGUGACACACAAACACAGAGUGAAAAUGCACAGUGGCUCAACAGAUCUGCUCUGCAGGAAGCUGCAGUGUCCACAGGAGUGAAAAAGAUUGUGAAGCUGUGUGACUCUGUGGUCAGUCAAAAACAACAAACCUCAAAGGAUGCAAAAAGACAAAAGCACGUCGGCACAAAGACGGGGAAGAAACCACAGAGCUCUAAAAAACCCAGACUGAGUGCAGCUGACAGCAGACAGCUCUCCCUCAGCUCCUUCUUCAAGACGGUUAAACAGGAAUCUUGAUGGGAGUGUGUGUGAAAGUCCCAAAUGGUGUGUUACUCUUAUGUCUUCACAUUAAGGGGAUUAGAAACAAUCCAUCCACCCAUCCGUUAUCUGUAACCACUUAUCCUCAUCAGGAUCCCGGUGAAGGCUGCAGCCAAUCCCAGCAAACUUCGGGCGAGAGGAUUAGGACCAAAAUAUCAUCAAAUGAUUUUACUGAAGUCAGUUUUUAAAGAUGUUUUAAAAUUAAAACUGUACAUUGUUCCUAUGAUAUUCCUGUAAAUAGAUCAGCAGUUUAAUUAGAUUUUUCAUGACCUCAUUGUAGGUAAAGUUUUUAUCAUAAAUGACUGGGAAGCUGUGAAGUUACAUCAAGUCACGUCAAGAUCACGUACAUGUUUGACAUCCUAUCUCGCAGAAUUAAAAGUAAUUUCAUGUAAAACAUUUUACACGUUUCAGAAGCAAUGUAUCAAAUAAUGGUUUAGAAUAAAAAUGCAUUUUUUUGUUGUAGAGAAUGUUACUUUGGAUAAUAACUCCCAAACACAAGACAAACACCAGGUUUAAUGCCAACUAAUGGCAUGUUGUCCAUCUUCUAAUUAAGAUCUUUAUUUUUUUAUCAUGAUGAAAGUGGGAAAAAAGUAAUUUAUUUUAUUAUUAAAAGAAACUUUAAUAGGUUAUAACAAGAAAAAGAUUAAAGAAACUGAAUUUUACACAAGCUUACAUUUUAUGUAAUGUUUAGGAUGAGACAUGACGGGUGGAAGAAGUGUAAAUACUUGUUGUGUUGCUGUAGAAAAUAAUAAUUUUGUCCUCUUGGUGCUGCAGUUUGUCCUAACUGUGGGAACUUGGAGGGCUGCAUGAUCCCAGCUCUGGAUUAAAGUCUACUAUCAGUGGUUAUUCUACACCGAGAAUCAUUUUCAGCACAGAACUAAAAAUAGGUUUAACAGUGCACAGAAAAAAAAACA
Messenger RNA from Larimichthys crocea (large yellow croaker), 2621 nucleotides. RefSeq names its product mutY DNA glycosylase (gene mutyh). Gene Ontology annotation, cellular component: nucleus. The coding region runs from base 160 to 1686 and encodes 508 amino acids. NCBI's taxonomy places the organism in Eukaryota, Metazoa, Chordata, Actinopteri, Sciaenidae. Gene Ontology annotation, biological process: mismatch repair; base-excision repair. The transcript is spliced from 16 exons. The record is from RefSeq and is a predicted model, not a curated record. Gene Ontology annotation, molecular function: adenine/guanine mispair binding; purine-specific mismatch base pair DNA N-glycosylase activity; 4 iron, 4 sulfur cluster binding.